Messenger RNA from Fulmarus glacialis (Northern fulmar), 994 nucleotides. RefSeq names its product CD38 molecule (gene CD38). The transcript is spliced from 9 exons. The record is from RefSeq and is a predicted model, not a curated record. Gene Ontology annotation, biological process: positive regulation of B cell proliferation. Bases 1 to 975 code for a protein of 324 amino acids. NCBI's taxonomy places the organism in Eukaryota, Metazoa, Chordata, Aves, Procellariiformes, Procellariidae. Gene Ontology annotation, molecular function: NAD+ nucleosidase activity; phosphorus-oxygen lyase activity. Gene Ontology annotation, cellular component: plasma membrane.
AUGUGGCCAGAACUGCCCCAGUCGGCCGUACGGCCAGAGACCCUCCAGGCUGACCUGCCUGUCCCUGCCCCCUCAGACAGCACUGUACAGUGGCAAUACGCAAGCUUAGGAAAGGAAGGAAGAGAGUUCAUGGCCAGACAGCAAGGAAAUGGCCAGGAGCUGCCAAGUGGUUCUGGGUCCCGCAGUUUAGAGGUGGCCCAUGUAAUACAAACAGCUCAACUCUCUGCAUUCCAGUUUGCCCCUCUGAUGCUCAAAUGGGCACUCAGUAGAAAUCGUGAUCAAGUUCAAGAUAAGGAUUGCCUAAAAAUAUGGGAAUCAUUAAAACAUGCGUUCAUUUACAAGAAUCCUUGUAAUAUUACAUCAGAAGAUUAUCAGCCUUUAAUGGAGUUAGCGAGUCAUCCUAUACCCUGUAACAAGUCACUGUUUUGGAGCAAGACAAGUGACCUCGCUCAUCGUUAUACAAAAUCCAAUCAAAAUUUCCUUACCUUGGAGGACACCUUGUUGGGUUAUAUGGCUGAUAGGGUUUCGUGGUGUGGAGACCCCUCUGCCCCAGGAAUCAACUAUGAAUCUUGUCCAAAACGAAGCGAAUGUGAGAGCAACCCUAGCUCUGUAUUCUGGAAAAUGGCAUCCAAGAUGUUUGCAGAAGCAGCAUGUGGUGUGGUUCAAGUGAUGCUCAAUGGAUCAGUAGAAGCUGGAGCUUUCAGAAGCAGCAGCAUCUUUGGAAGUAUUGAGAUCUUUAACCUAAAUCCAGAUAAAGUCUCUGCAGUACACAUAUGGCUUAUGCAUGACAUUGGUGGACCUCAAAGUGAAUCCUGCUCAGGUCAUUCCAUAAAGAGGUUAAAAAGCAUCUUAGAAGAGCGAAACUUUAAGAUCACUUGUGAAGACAAUUACAGGCCGGUUCAGCUCCUUCAGUGUGUGCAUAACCCUGACCACACAGACUGCAGACUUUGCACCAACACCACGGCAACUCCAUGAAACGGAGUCCUCCGCACUA